Molecule: messenger RNA, 3261 nt
Organism: Capsella rubella
Lineage: Eukaryota; Viridiplantae; Streptophyta; Magnoliopsida; Brassicales; Brassicaceae
Product: probable RNA-dependent RNA polymerase 5
Exons: 18
Coding region: 108-3056 (982 amino acids)
Biological process (GO): siRNA processing
Cellular component (GO): nuclear RNA-directed RNA polymerase complex
Molecular function (GO): RNA-directed RNA polymerase activity
Source: RefSeq, a predicted model, not a curated record
UGGUUCUUCUACUGGGUAUUUCUGCAAAAACCCUUUUUAACUCUGAAGCAAGAGUGAAGAAGCAGAAGAAGAAAGUGUGAGAUUCUGACGAACGAAGGGGAAGAAAAAUGAUAACUUUGCGCAGCGCCAAUCAUAAUGCUUCUUCGUGGUCAAGGAUCGCACUUUCGGGUCGGAUUGAAAUAGCGUUGGUGAAUAUCUACAGACAACACAAUCUCACUCCUAUCAAUGAUGAGACGAGGCAGAGACUGUGUUCGAUUCCUGAGAAUUUGGCUUUUGAGUUGGUCAGCGACGUUCUUAGUUUGCAGGUUGGUGUGAUUUACAACCUCGACAGCUUCAUUGUUUCUAAGGUUAACCAGGCCGUUAGUGUCACUGGCUCUCAGCGGCUGAGCUCCGGUGGAUCUUCGGCACAGCCUCGUAGCCCCUCUGGAAGACACGUGUGCAGGGUCCUUGAUCAAGACGAGAUGUCUGUUGAUUCUGAUGCUCCUUCUUCCAAGUCUUUACAAAGAGAAGACGUAGGAGGAACUCUGCACAUUCCUCAGCUUGUAGCUUUGGGCGAACUCGAAUUCAAGAAGGCGUUUCUCUUACUUAGCUAUAUUCCAGGGCAGCGUCUGGGUGAGGUUGUAACUGCUGAAGAAAUCAGACGAUGGAAAGAUUUACCCAUGGUUGCAUAUGAAGCAGCGGUUUGGGACAGCUUGGGCCGGAAGUUUUGUCCUCAAACUGACGAAAGAGUGUUACAGUGGGAUAGCGGGAAGACCCAUUACUAUCAAUGUCAUGUAGCUCCCGAUGGUAGCUACACAUUUAAGGGCCCUUUACUGGAAAGCACUGGAACACACCUUCACAAGGUCUUGGGUGAUGAAAAUGUUCUAACGGUCAAAUUCGCAAAUGUCCAGAAAAACUCGUCAACCUAUUGUAGUGACAGCUACUUCACAUACAAAGGGAUUGCCAAGAACGGAAUCAUGGUUGGUUUACGUCGUUAUAAAUUUUUUGUUUUCAAAGAUGGAGGGAAAGACGACAAAAACAAAGAUGUUUCUACAAAGAGAGCAAAGUGCUACUUUAUACGCACAGACUCUACAGCUUCAAUUGAUAUGGAAAAACCCUAUAUCUUUUCCGGGAAGUCAAUCCAUGAAGCUCGUAUGCAUUUUAUGCAUGUGCAUACAUUGCCUUCUUUGGCCAACUAUAUGGCAAGGUUUUCUUUAAUUCUUUCGAAGACUAAGAAGCUUGAAGUUGAUUUGACAGGAGUUAACUUCGAAAUAAUCAAGGAUAUACCCUGCCAUGAUCAAGAUGGUAAAGAUGUUCUUGACAAGAAUAAAAAACCUCGUAUACAUUCAGAUGGAACUGGCUACAUCUCUGAGGACCUUGCUCAGAUGUGUCCAGUAAAUAUAUAUAAAGGGAAAUGUCUCAGAAGUGAUAAAAUAAAGGAAGCAUGUGGCCAAGAACCGCCUCUGCUGAUCCAGUUUCGGAUGUUUUAUAAUGGCUAUGCUAUUAAGGGAACUUUCCUCUUAAACAAGAAAAUUCCUUCUCGGACUGUCCAGGUUCGACCUUCUAUGAUCAAGGUGUUGCCAGAUUCGUUGCCGAAUAUUAGUACAUUUAAUACCCUGGAGGUAGUAAAUACAAGUUUUCCACCAAAAAGAACAAAGCUAUCAAGAAAUUUGGUUGCGCUGCUUAGUUAUGGGGGAAUCCCUGAUGAAUUCUUUUUGGAUAUAUUGCACAACACUCUGGAAGAGUCGAAAGCCAUAUUCUACAACAAGCGUGCCGCACUUAAUGCAGCCCUUAGUUACGGCGAAAUGGACGACCAAAAUGCUGCACAAAUGAUAUUGGCUGGUAUCCCCCUUGACGAACCACACUUGAAGACUUGUCUUUCUAGUUUCUUAAAGAGAGAGAAAAAUGAUCUCAAAGCAGGCAGGCUUCCUGUGACUGAAUCUUACUAUCUCAUGGGGACAGUGGAUCCUACCGGAGAGCUAAAGGAAGAUGAAGUCUGUGUCAUCCUCGAGUCUGGGCAAAUUUCGGGAGAAGUGUUAGUUUAUAGAAAUCCUGGAUUACAUUUUGGAGACAUACAUGUACUUAAGGCUACGUAUGUUAAGGCCUUGGAAGAGUAUGUUGGAAAUUCCAAGUUUGCUGUAUUCUUCCCUCAGAAAGGUCCAAGAUCCUUGGGCGAUGAGAUUGCAGGAGGUGACUUCGAUGGUGAUAUAUAUUUCAUAUCAAGAAACCCUGAGCUACUUGAACACUUUAAGCCAAGUGAACCGUGGGUGAGUUUGACUCCUCCCAGUAAAAGUAACUCUGCUAGAGGGCCUUGCCAGUUUUCACCAGAAGAGUUGGAAGAAGAGCUUUUCGAAAUGUUCCUGAAGGCAGGAUUUCAUGCCAGCAAUGUUAUAGGAAUGGCCGCAGAUAGCUGGUUAACAAUAAUGGACCGCUUUCUCAUACUAGGAGAUGAGAGCGCUGAUGAAAAAGCUGAAAUGAAGCAGAAAAUGCUAGAGCUUAUUGAUAUAUACUAUGAUGCUCUUGAUGCACCGAAGAAAGGGGCUAAGGUCUAUCUCCCGAAUGAGCUGAGGCCUGAUAUUUUUCCACAUUACAUGGAGCGGGAUAAAAAAUUCAAGUCUACUUCGAUUCUUGGAUUGAUCUAUGACUUUGUUCAAUCACAGACAACAAAGCAACCCUCACCACCAUCUGAAAUCAAUAAACUCCCGUGUUUCGAAGAUGAGCCUGUUUCUGAGUUUCAUAUGAAGGAAUGUAGACGGUGGUAUGAUGAAUACAAAGAUGAGAUGACCCACGCAAUGAAUACAGAUGCGAGUAAUAAGAAUGAAAUUAUUGAGAGAUGCAAGGAGGACUUCUACGGUGCUGCAAGUUUUGAAGAAAGCAAGAAAAGUCUGGAAGAACUCUAUCCGCAAGCCCUGGCACUCUAUAACAUAGUUUACGAUCAUGCCACUCAUGCAGGUGUUUCGAGAUGCGGGUUUGUCUGGAAGGUAGCAGGACCUGUCCUAUGCAGAUUCUAUCUUAAGAAAAGGCAUGAGAAAACUUUAGUGUCUUCACCCUCUGUGCUAAAAGAGAUCUGGGGUUGAAGAAUACAGUUGCUGGUUCAACCCUGUUCUGGUAAUUAUAACAAGCCUUUGUUUUCAAUAAGAAGCGUGUCAGGCAAGUAAAUUAGCUCAUAGGUGCCAAGUUGUGUUGUAGUAGUGCCUUUGGAUUGGUUUGAUUUUGUAGAUUUUUUGUAACCUUGAAUCUUGUAAUGUUAAAUGUUGCAGAAUUUUAAACCUUGAAUCAGUA